UUUGAUUAGCUGUUCCAUGGUCAUAGGGGAGGAGAUUUCAGGAUAAAAUAACCACUAAGUCCUUUUAACCACGUGUUCAGUGACCAGUCUAAUACCAUUAGUGUAAUGCCACUCUGUCUCUCUCUGUCUCGGUCUCGGUCGCUAUCUCUCAGGUGGACUAUUGAACUAUUGAGACUCAGGCCUCACUGGAUUCCAAGAAUAUAUGCAUUUAUCCUUGGGAAUGCCCAGCAAACAUGUAUAUGAUCUAGCUUUCUCGCUCGAGUCCUACAUGAGAAGGACGUAUCCCAGGAACCGUUAGAAAUGCCUGUGCAUCAGAUAUCUGUCCUGCCUAUUUGUGGGGAUUCCACGGAACAGGACAGCAUCAAAAGCAAAACUAAGAGGAAAGAAAAUGAGGCACACAGUUCAACCCAUGUGGCAGUACUGAGUGACGCAGCACAGCUUUUCUCCACAGCUUCCUGUCAGGAAACAUACAGGACUGGUGACUUAUUCAACUUUGGAAAUCGUGCCCCAGAUCAGACCACACCUAUCAUUCCUGUAAGCCACACCCCCAUCACUAAGCAACAAGUGAAGCGUCGAAACCGGCGUCAACGGAAGAGUGUUGGUUACAUUGAAGUGUGUGUGGACCAGUCAAAGUGCACACACACCCGUAACGAUUCGUCUUCAGGAGAGGAACAGUACCACAGGGCAGCUCGAUCAUGGAGCCGUGAGAAAGCCCGGCGCAGACGACGCCCACGCUUACUCACGAGCUCCUACAAAGACGAGACCCACAACCAGGAGCUCGCGACUUCUCAGAGGACGUCCUUAAUGUUAGAGGAGCUUGACAGCAAGUCAGCCAAAUGUCUAAGAGAGAGCGAGUGUGGCAUUGGAAAGAGUAGAGAACAGGAGGAGGAGGAGGAGGAGGAGGAGGAGAUGGAGCGGCCAAUCUCGAAGACGUAUGAGGAGCGAGGAGCGAGAGAUGCGGAUAUGUCUGUCCCAACAGCUCAGAAGUACGCUGAGGCAUCCAGUCAGAACGGGACACUACAUGAAGUACACACUGACGACGAAACUGAAGUGUGCAGGAUCUGCCACAGUGAAGGUGAUGAGGAGUGUCCUCUCAUCUCGCCGUGCAGGUGCAUGGGGAGUCUGCGCUUCGUUCAUCAUGCCUGCCUGCACCAGUGGAUCAAAAGCUCAGAUACGCGCUGCUGCGAACUGUGUAAAUACAACUUCGUCAUGGAGACGCACCUCAAGCCCAUGCGCAAGUGGGAGAACUUGCAUCUGUCUACAAAUGAGCGCAGGAGGAUCUUCUGCUCUGUGAUCUUUCACCUGGUGGCUGUGGCAUGCGUCACCUGGUCCCUCUACAUCUUCGCUGUCAUGGACCAUGCUUCUGAAGGAGUACAGCCAAGCAAAGACCACAAUGGACUGCUGGAGUGGCUGUUCUGGACCAAGCUUGGUAUUGUUGCCCUCAGCAUGGUGUCAGGCCUCUUCUUCUUGUACAUCCAGUUCAAAGUUUACCUCAACCUGUGGAGGCGACUAAAGGCUUUUAACCGCAUCAUCUUCGUGCACAACUGCCCUGACUCUGUGUGCCAAGAAGCUGAAAAGACCACAGCCCUUCAUGCUGAUAGGCAGGAACAGUCUCUAAAAGGAGGAAGUGCAGAGGUGGAACCCGUCUGAGUUUCUAUUCGGAUAGUGGUUCAGUUGUCACGGGUAAAGAACAGAAUAAAGAACACAAAGAUUAAAGGGAAGAACUAGGAUUAUGUACAAAUCCUAAACAAAGUUAAAGCCAAUGAACAUCAUUACAGGAAAAAGCCCUGUUGGUUGUCUAGUGCUUCAUGGACAUGUCUUAUAGAAUAGAUUUUCUUCACCAUGAUCAUAGUUUUCAGUAACAGACUAUUAUACUUUAAAAUAUAUAUAUAUUUUUGUAAUGACUACAAUGCUAAUUUUUAUCUUUAGGCCCUUAAAGAUUUAUUACUGGUUCUGUUUUACAGAGGAAUAGUAAAGAUUGCUGCUUGUGAU
Molecule: messenger RNA, 1992 nt
Organism: Tachysurus fulvidraco (yellow catfish)
Lineage: Eukaryota; Metazoa; Chordata; Actinopteri; Siluriformes; Bagridae
Gene: marchf1
Product: membrane-associated ring finger (C3HC4) 1
Exons: 6
Coding region: 301-1650 (449 amino acids)
Biological process (GO): immune response; protein polyubiquitination; antigen processing and presentation of peptide antigen via MHC class II
Cellular component (GO): cytoplasm; late endosome membrane; lysosome
Molecular function (GO): zinc ion binding; ubiquitin protein ligase activity; MHC protein binding
Source: RefSeq, a predicted model, not a curated record